UUGUGUUUUUUUCUUUCUUUAUUCAGGUUUCAGAUUUUCAGAACUGUUAGGCCCCAAUAAAACCCUGUUUAGGCAAGGGGCUUUGUGGACCAGUUUCCAGUGCUCCUAUAAGAAUAUAUAAGAAGAUAUUAAGAUAAGGCUCAGCUUGAUUCAGUUUAAUGAGAGAAAAUAUUGCCAGCACUCAUGCCUGCCUUCAGACCUUUAGAGCUGCUUUUGAAGACCUCAGUGGUGAUAAGUGUAAACCCCUGCUUUGAACCUCCAGCUGUACUAUUAAGACUUUUGAACUAUAAAGAUUUGUCAGCUCAACUCUUUACUUGGGAAGAUGAAUGUUGCUAGGUGUAAGUUGCAACCUCAAAUUUCAAUCUUUUAUCUGAAAAUACCUACUGGUUGCAGCUGCUCAAGCAGGGAUUGUCAUCAAAUUGAAUGCAACUUUAUUGGAUAACUUUUUAUUUUUCUUUUAUUUUUAUUCAGUUCUAGAUCUGCCGACAAGACCUAAAUUGGUGCACAUUGUUAUGUAUGUUUGGCUCUUCAAUUUUCUGUUAUUCACUCCUAAUAAAUCAUAUUUAUUUAACAAUUUAAUUAAUUUUAAGCAUUUUCUGUGCUGAUAAAAUUACAAUUCUCAAGAUUCCUAAUGAAACUUCCAGAGUUCCAGUGUAGGAUAUGAGAGCAGAAAACUAAAGUCAUUCCAAGUUAAGUGCUGAAAAUAUUAAAUGUACAAUAGCAAGUCAUCCACUGUUAUCAGUUGCAAAGAUCUACUGCUCUGGAAAACCGAAAUGUCUAGAAAACGAAAAUCUAUUGAGGAAAAAAUUCAAAUUUUGGACAAAGUUCGGUGUUAUGAUGGUAGGUUAAAUUCCUGGCAAUUAUCUGAAAUGUUGAGUUUGAAAAAAUCUACUCUAACUCGUCUGUGUAAGAAUGAAUCCAAGCUCCGCUGUGAAGCAAAAGAGCUGCCCAACAUGAGGAAAAGAAUAAGGCUUGGCAAGAAUAAUGCUUUCAAGAAUGUUGAAAAUGCUCUAAGAAGUUGGGUAGAAAUAUGCAACAAGAGAGCUGUAAGUCUAAAUGCUGAAAUUCUUAAGGAGAAAGCAAAAAUUUUUGCAACAGAGCUUGGUUACCCAGAAUUCAUACCUUCCCACACAUGGUUCACAAGAUUUAAAACACGCUAUCAGAUUAAGUUGAGAAGAGCUCCUGGCGAGUCAAGCCUAGCUUCACAUCUUGCCAAACAAUGGAAGUUUUCUACCAUGCCUCAGCUUCUAAAACAAUACUCACCUGAUGACAUCUAUAAUGCAGAUGAAACCGGAUUAUAUUAUCGUGCAACACCCAAUGGAUCACUUAAUUUCAGAACUGAUGCCUUGACAGGCUUCAAAAGUACAAUGGAUCAUAUAACAGUUCUGGUUUGUGCAAACAUGUCUGGCUGUGACAAGAAAAAAUUGUUGGUGAUUGGCAAAAUGGACAAAUCUAGAAAUAUUACAGGGCUAAAAAUGGAAUCAUUGCCUGUUGAGUAUACAUCAAAUGAAAAUGCAUGCAUGACUUCCAGCAUAUUCUCAGAAUGGGUUACAAGAUGGAAUGCAGAACUUGUUGAAUGUAACAGAAAAAUUGUGCUCAUUGUGGAUAGUUGCACUGCUCACAUGCACCUGCAGAACUUGUCAAAUAUUCAGCUGGAAUUUUUGCCUCCUCUGACCACACCUCUUAGACAACCCAUGGAAAGAGGCAUAGUAAGAGACCUCAAGAUGUUGUACCGCUCCUCUUUAGUGGAGUUCACUAUGAAAGCUAUUCAAAAGUCUCUGCUUAAGCCAGAAUCAACUGCAAGACAUGUCAGUUCAAAAAUAUCCAUUUUGCAUGCAGUUAGUUUACUAGCAGAUAGUUGGUGCAGAGUCAAGAAGAGCACUAUUGUUAAUAGUUACAGAAAUUGUGGCUUUAAGCUUCCCAAUGAAAGUGAUAACGUAAGUCUGGGCUCAGAAGGAAAUGCCAGUUUUGACAAGGAGAUUCUAAAAGUAACAAAUUUUAAAGAAUUCCUAGAGGUGGAUGGAAAAUUGUGCUGCUGUGUUGAUGAUGAAGAUGACCUCGUGGCAUUGAUUGUCCAAAACAUCAAGGAGCAAUGCAGCACAAUAUCCAACACUCAUGACAGACCAGGUCCUUGUAUUGCCAGCAUCAGCAAUGCAGACACCAACGAGGAGGACUUUACAAAGGAAGGUGAAGAGGUUGUUAUCUCAUCACUACCGCCACAAAUGUUAGAGGAAUAUUAUGUCAAGGAGGAAGAUCAAGAUGCGGCUGACAACAUAUCUGUGAAAGAGGAGCCAAUGUGCCUCAGCGGAAACCAGGUCUUGCCUGGUUCUGGUGGCGAGAGAGCGCAGCCUUCCAUAACUGAUCAGCUGCCUACGCUCAGCCUUCCUUGCCCCUCCGUCUGCAAGGAGGAGGUGAAGACUGAGGCUCCUGAUGUCCUCCAACAUCCCUCAUAUGAUCCUCUAGAACAUCCCUCACAUGAUGCCCUCAAUCAUCCCACACAUGAUCCCCUUAAUCAUGCCUCACACAAACACCACAAACAUCCCUCACAUGAUGCCCUUCCACAUCCCUCACAUGAUGCCCUUCCACAUCCCUCACAUGAUGCUCUUCCACAUCCCUCACAUGACGCUCUUCCACAUCCCUCACAUGAUGUUCUUCCACAUCCUUCACAUGAUGUCCUUCUACAAUCCUCACCUGAUCCUCUCAAUCAUCCCUCAUACGAACACCUUGAACAUCCCUCACAUGCUUUUCCACGUCCCUCGCAGAACAUCACGACUGUGGUCUCCGAGGACCAGCUACAAUUACCUCCACGUCUCGAGCAGCGCUUAGCCAUCAAGUUCUGCAUAGGGCUUGGCAAAUCAGCUGAGGAGACGCUGGCCAUGAUACGACAGGUGUUCGGCAGCGAGAGCCUGCCAAGCAGCGCUGUUAUGAGAUGGCACAAGUUCUUCAGAGAGUGUGCACAGCUCAACAGCCGCUGACCAUGAUACGUGGCGCGUACGUCUUGGAUCAAUGUCCGUGUCAGAGGGAAGCCCAGCGAUCAAGUGCUCUGUGGUGACAAUGCAGCGCGCCUCACCCGAUGCGUCGACAGAUAACUCGCUAGUGUCAGCAAUAUUAUUAAUCGCGAGCUGAUGACCGACAUACGUGACUAAGUUCAUGAGGGUACAGUCCCUGCUCCUCAGUAUCCCUACAGUGCUUGCUCUCUGGCCUUCUUACCGACCAAGCUACAGCCCUCGCUGGCACAGCUGCCGGCUAUCCUCGCUCCCCCAGCCAUCUACAGUUCCCUCCAACAACCUCGGACAUCGAAGCCCGAGACUAUUUAAUAAAAAAAUCAUUAAUUUCCCUAGCUUGUCGGUCAUAAUUCCUCUUUACUUAGAUCUACGUAUGUUUUAUCAAUAAUAUUUAUGCCCUGAUGACUUACACUAUUUUGGUUGCUUAGCCGAGGACAUGUCAGAGUUCGAGUAUAUAUCAGGUGGUGCGAGAACGAUGUUUCGCUGGCUGUUUCCACUCCACUAAACUGUUCACUGACUAACACAAUAAAAGCUAGUAGCAGUUUUCACACGCCACCCAGCGGCUAACCGUUCAAACAGCGCUCUUACUAUAUGCCCUUAUUAUCAGUACAGAUAGAAAUGCUGCGCAGCUAGCUAAUUGUCGACUAAUGCUAAGUCAUAUCAACGUAUUCCAUCCCCCUCAAGAGGACUUCCUACGCGUGUCUGUGCUCGUCAGAAGUCCUAUGGUAUUUCGCGCUACUA
Molecule: messenger RNA, 3746 nt
Organism: Hyalella azteca
Lineage: Eukaryota; Metazoa; Arthropoda; Malacostraca; Amphipoda; Hyalellidae
Product: tigger transposable element-derived protein 4
Exons: 4
Coding region: 711-2975 (754 amino acids)
Cellular component (GO): nucleus
Molecular function (GO): DNA binding
Source: RefSeq, a predicted model, not a curated record